CUCUAGGCAACCGUGCAUCCUGCUGCUGCAGAGCGCUGCCCAUCAACAGUCUCUUCCAUGCAGGAGGAGACCAAGGCCAAGGAGGAGGAAGGUGUUCCUGAUGAGGAGGGCUGGGUGAAGGUGACCCGCAGGGGCCACAGGCCUGUGCUCCCUCAAACAGAAGCAUCCAGCCUGCGUGUUCUCAAGAGGGAGAAAAGGAAACGUGCACGCAAGGAGCUGCUCAACUUCUAUGCCUGGCAGCACCGAGAGACCAAGAUGGAGCAUCUGGCACAGCUGCGCAAGAAGUUUGAGGAGGACAAGCAGAGGAUUGAACUGAUGCGUACCCAAUGCAAAUCCUGACCCUACUGAGCUGUUCUGGUCCCUGGAGAGCAGGCUUUGAAAACACAGGACCAACAGGACUGCUCCCUCAGGGACUGUGAUUUGGGAAGCAGACACCAGGCCAAGAAGCUGCUGCUUUGUCUCCAGCUCCAUCUCUGUACCCACUGGCUGG
This is a messenger RNA of Cricetulus griseus (Chinese hamster), 490 nucleotides long. Lineage: Eukaryota; Metazoa; Chordata; Mammalia; Rodentia; Cricetidae. The record is from RefSeq and is a predicted model, not a curated record.